UCACAUUUAAAACAGAACAGUGUCAAAAUUAUUUCAUUUCUUCCAUAUCUCUCCAUGUAUAGUUACAUAAUAUAUUUUGAGAUUGGUAGAUUUUUUUCUUAGUGACAGUGAUAACUUGGUUUAUUAGCUCUGCUCUGUGUUGUGACGUUUGUAUCUAGGUCAAAAUGCGAGUCAGAGUAAGACGAAAAGCGGCUUUGGUCGCCUCAGCUUUGUUUCUGGGAUGCUGCUUUGUUAUUUACUUAAUAAUUGAAAUGACAAUGCUGCCGCACCAUGAUGACCCAACGUCUCCUCAAUCUGAGCAGUAUUUGAGAGUCGGUGAAAAUUACAAAACCGUGGACAGAUCAGUGGAUAAUAUUUAUCAUGCUCCACAUAAUGUGUCUUUUGCCCUGCAGUCAGCUCAUUGGUCACCACAACUUGAAAACUGUCCUGCUCUCAGUACUCCAAAUGCUGACAUUCAGAUGUAUGAAAUGUACAACCAGUUGAAGUUUGACAAUAUUGAUGGGGGAGUGUGGAAGCAAGGAUGGAAUAUUGGAUACUCAGCAGAUCAGUGGACUUCAAGAAGGAAACUGCGGAUUUUCGUUGUACCUCAUUCACACAAUGACCCAGGUUGGCUGAAGACAUUUGAGGAUUAUUAUCAGUCACAAACAAAGCACAUCCUCAAUAAUAUGGUUACAAAAUUAUAUGAGGACUCGAAAAGAAAAUUUAUUUGGGCUGAAAUUUCAUUCUUUGCUAUGUGGUGGGAAGGAACGAGUGAAGAGCAACGGGUCAAAGUGAAACGAUUUGUGCAGAGUGGUCAAUUAGAAUUCGUCACUGGUGGUUGGGUAAUGAAUGAUGAAGCAAAUACACAUUAUUUUAAUAUGCUGACUCAAUUAACAGAGGGCCAUCUUUGGCUUCUCAAAAACCUCGGGGUAACACCAAAGAAUAGCUGGUCCAUCGAUCCAUUUGGUUUGAGUUCUUCAAUGGCCUUUCUUGUGCAGAGAGCGGGCAUGCAGAACAUGCUUAUUCAGCGAGUGCACUAUUCUGUCAAGAAAGCAUUAGCAAAGAAUCGACAACUGGAAUUCAGAUGGAGACAGCCUUGGGAUACUGCUGGCACACUUGACAUUUUUACCCAUAUGAUGCCCUUUUAUUCAUAUGAUGUACCACAUACUUGUGGACCUGACCCAAAAAUAUGUUGCCAAUUUGAUUUCAAGCGUCUUCCUGGCUAUGGUCUUUCGUGUCCUUGGAAAGCACCACCUAAAAUCAUAACAAAAGGCAAUGUAGCUGAAAGAGCUGAACUUCUUUUGGACCAAUAUUCUAAAAAAGCACAGCUGUAUCAAACCAAUGUGCUCUUAGUUCCUCUUGGAGAUGAUUUUCGCUAUGACCAUCUUUCAGAGUGGGAUCAUCAGUUUGAUAAUUACCAAAAGAUUUUUGAUCACCUAAACAGCAAACCCAAAUAUCAUGUUGAGGCUAAGUUUGGAACUCUUGAUGACUAUUUUCAAGCAGUGAGAGAGGAAAGAUCACAAUCAGGUUUCCCAUCACUAACUGGGGACUUCUUCACUUAUGCAGAUCGUGAUGAUCACUAUUGGAGUGGUUAUUACACAUCUAGACCGUUUUACAAACGCAUGGACAGAUUAGCAAUGAAUUAUUUGAGGAGCGCUGAAAUGAUUUUUACUCUAGCUUGGAGUGAACAAUUACAAACUAAUAUUCCAGCCGUUAACUCUGUCCAUUCAUGGCUCUUGACUCCUCGUUCAGCUCUACUUCAAAGAUUAGAAGAAGCGAGAAGGCAAAUAAGCUUAUUUCAGCAUCAUGAUGGUAUCACAGGAACUGCAAAAGAUUUUGUCGUUGAGGACUACGCCAGAAAGUUAUAUCAUUCUAUUUUGGGAUGCCAACAUGUCAUUCAAAUGAGUGCCUAUGCAUUGCUUGCACCCCGAAAUGAACAAGCUGUGCCCGAAACUGAUACAGUCUUUUUUAAUGUGGAUGAUGUGUGGCAAGAUCAUCACAGCUUGCCUGAUAGGGUUUCUGUAACACUUGGUGCUCAUUUGGAGGUUGAUUCACGUCGUAUUGUUGUGUUCAACUCUCUUUCAUGGAAACGACAAGAAGUUGUGUACCUUCAAGUUUCUACUCCUCAUGUGAAGAUUACUGACCACAGUGGAAAUGUGAUAAAAUCACAAACUAGUCCCAUCUUUCAACCUGCAGGCAUUUCUGAAUCAAGUUUUGAAGUUGCCUUCAUCACAGAUCUUAAACCAUUGUCCAUUACAACUUACACAGUUUCUUUAUCAGAACCAAAUGACAAAUUUGGAAAUAAUCACUUUGCAUCUGUGCGCAUAAUGAAUGCUAUGAAUCAAGUGAGGAAUGUGAAUGAUAUUUUUAAAUCCAAGCUAGAGCCUGAUUCAAGAGAAUUUAAAGUAAGAAAUGACAAAGUGUCUGUAGCAUUUAACUCUUAUGGUCUCUUGAAAGCUGUUACUGAUCAUACAACUGAUCACACGUCACCAGUUCACCUUGACUUUGCCAAAUACGGAGCCCGUCUUGGAUCAGAACGGAGUGGAGCAUACCUUUUCUUGCCUGAUAAGGAGGCCCAAGUUCUGUCUUUGGAUAGACCUCUUAUUAAGGUCAUUGAGGGGCCUAUCUACAAUCGAGUGGAAGUUGAUCUGCCUGGUGUCGUUCACUCAGUCACCUUGCUUAAUAGCCCAGGUGUCGAUUCUGCCGGCCUGGAAAUUAUUAACAAAAUUGACAUAACUCAAUUUGCAAAUUUUGAGAUGGUGAUGCGUGUAUCAUCAAAUGUUCGCAGUCAGGAUGAAUUUUUCACUGACCUGAAUGGAUUACAGAUUGUGAAAAGAAAACGAUUGGCACAACUCCCUCUUCAGGGGAACUAUUAUCCACUCCCAAGCCAAAUUUUCAUCCAAGAUGAACAAAUGCGUCUGACUUUGUUGUCAUCUCAGCCUCUGGGCACUGCUUCUCUUAAAGAGGGUCAGAUUGAGGUUAUGCAAGAUAGAAAACUCAUGCAAGAUGACAACAGAGGACUUGGCCAAGGUGUGGAAGAUAACAGAGUAACUCGUACUAAAUUUAGACUGCUCUUAGAAGCAGUUGUGCCUGGCUGUGCAGUCAACAAUGCAGUUGUGCCCACUCCAUCAUUGACUGCACACCUGGCACUUCAGUCUAUGCUGCAUCCUUUGCACAAACUGACAUGGCGUGAAAAUACUUCACCCAAAUUAAGUUUAAGUUACUCUCCCGUAAGCCAAGUAAGAUCACCAGAUUUGGAUAUUCAUAUUGUUUCUUUGCGUUCCAUCACAACUCUUCCUAGCCCCACUGGCCCUGGGACUUCUGUAAACAAGUCAGAUCAGGCAGUAACAGGUGGACUAGUUUUGCAUAGACUCUUGAUUGACCGCUGCUUCCCACUACCUUCAAAUUUCCAUGAACCCAAAAUAUGUCAGCCUGGUGAUUCAUGUGGAAGAUUUCUUCUAAGUGAUCUCUUUCCUAACCAUUUUGGACAAUGGAUGCAGCCAGCCUCUUUGUCUUUCCUUCACACUAGUCCACCUCAGGAGCGUAAUCAGCCUCAACCACUCUGUGCUAUGGACAUGCGAGCCUUCCUUCUGUCAAAGUGACAUGGAAAAAGGUGAAUAGUCACCGCCACUGACAAACUAACUGAAAUGUGAGAACUUCAUUUUUAUUUGUUUCUAUCUGUAACUUGAUACAUAGUUACAUCUUUCACUCAUCAGAAAUAAUUUUAUCUAUAUUGAUUUAAGUGGCCAGUUACAUUUUUCACCAAGUAGACAUUAGUGAAUGCUUCAUGCCUUAUGUUGAUUGAAUUGACUGAAGAAGGGGAAAAGGGGGAGAUGUAGAAAUUAAGGUACCAUUACCAUUUGACUAUUAGGUAAAUUUUUAUACUUUUCCCAUAGGUGGAAAACAGGUGAACAUUAGGUAGUUUGCACUUUAUGCAAAUCUCUCCACCUAUGGUUCUGUUUCUGUUCCUAGUCAUAAAAAAAAGUGGUGUAUGACUUUGCUUUCAUGCAACCACAGUCUUCCUACCUUUUCAACUCAACCUUGUGUUUGGCGUUGACCUCUGUGUAUAUAUAAUUAUGUAAUUGACUGCUUCAGAGGCUCUUGCUAGGGAACUUAUUUUUAAACUUGUCACACAUUAUACUAAUGUCAACUUUACUGUUAAAAUACAAAUGAUAUUGUGUGAGUGUUUCACUACAUAGCAAAGAUUUUGUGAGUUUCAUGUUUCUCAUGUCACAUGCGUUCACUCCUAUGCUUUAUUUAUUAUUGACUGUUUGACUGUGAUGUGUUGUUAAGUAGGUAGUUUUAUGUUUUAGUAGUGAGUAUUUGACGAUCAAUAAAAAAUUAUGGGAAAGACCACUCUGCAGGAAAGCAUAGGCAUUUGUUACCGCGGAUGUUUUGUAAUAAUUACAUUUUAAUAUUUCUACAAUACUUUUCUCAGUAUUUUUUUUAGCCAUGCGGGAAAGUAGGAUUUUAUCUGUAAGGUCCAUAGUUCUUUGGAUUAUAUUUUUAUGAGGUCAUGUGGUGAUGAAACAUAAGAAUUGUAUCAACUGUUGUCACAGGGAAAAAAAAACCACAACAUAAGUGAUAUUUGAUAUUAUUGUGUAUAUCCUACUGUAUCCAUCAUUCAAUGUGAUAUUAUUUUCUUUCUUGUUUUUGAUAAGAGAGCACAUUUUUUUUUUGUUUCUGAGGUUCAGUGGUGAAGAAGGGUGUCUGUGACUGUAAGAUAAAGAAAAUAAUGGAAGGAUGUUCAAUAUGAUAUUUGAAGUUUAUAAUUCUGUUAUAGCAUUAAGCUCCUGAAGAGAUUCUGAAUUUCAUUUAGCUUUCUUCAUUCAGUGCUGAACCUAUUUGUUUCUAGAGUAUUCAGUAUUUUUUUGUUGGCUUAUACCUUAUUUUAACCUCAUUGUGUUGGAUAUCAAAUUUAACAGUGUCUUCAUAAAGGAACGUUCAAAUGU
This is a messenger RNA of Thrips palmi, 4931 nucleotides long. It is a transcript of the gene alpha-Man-IIa, whose product is annotated as alpha-mannosidase 2. Lineage: Eukaryota; Metazoa; Arthropoda; Insecta; Thysanoptera; Thripidae. Gene Ontology annotation, molecular function: alpha-mannosidase activity; carbohydrate binding. Gene Ontology annotation, biological process: protein deglycosylation; mannose metabolic process; N-glycan processing. The coding region runs from base 165 to 3581 and encodes 1138 amino acids. The transcript is spliced from 21 exons. Gene Ontology annotation, cellular component: Golgi membrane. The record is from RefSeq and is a predicted model, not a curated record.